AUGUCAGUUAUUAAACUUUAUGAAAUAUGUUUGAUAGAUUUAUUAAAAAAUUCUUUUUUAAAUCUAAAUAAUUUCAAUCAAUUACCUAAUUCAUGUUUACGUGAUGUACUUCCCUAUUUAUCACCAUAUAAACUUGAAUAUCUAGAUUAUAUUUAUUAUAAACGAGGUAUACCAAUAAAUGACUUUUGGCGUCACCAUUUUGAAUUAAUAUGGUCUUUAUCACGAGAUGAUAAAGAUUCUUAUGAAUCAUUAAUCAAUAUUCCAUAUAAACGUCUCUAUUUUGAAUAUCUUUUUCAUGAUACACAAAUUUUACAAUUAGGUAUUUAUACACAUAUAUCACAAAUAAAUCAAUCAAAAUCAAUUUUAAAUCUUACAUAUUUCGAACAAAUGAAAUAUAAUCUAACAAGAGAUUCAAUUAUUUAUUGCUCGAAAAAACGAUUAUUAGAUGAAAAUCAAAAUCUUAUUAUUAUUUGGAAUCAUCAAUGGAAUAAAUAUAUCCAACGUUUUAUUCUUGUACCAAAUGUAUGGAAUUUAGCAAAUAUUGAUUCAUUACUAAUAGAAUGUUUUACAGAUAAUGUUACAGAUAUUGUUUUAAGUGGUUAUCCAACAGAAAAUGAUAUAAAUGGAAUGAAAUUUAUCUUAGAUAUUCUUACUCGUGGACAUAUUACAAAUAUUGUUAUUAAAUUUCCAUCUUAUUGUUUAAUGAAUAUUCUUUUACCUUUAUUUAUUUAUCCACGUUCAUAUUCUCUAUCCUAUUUCUCAACUAUGAAAGAAAAUGAUGGACAACAAUCGAAUAUUUUCACACAAAAUUUUAUUUUACCACAUCGUAAAAGAAAAUUAUGUUUACAAGUACAAAUUCAUUCGAUGGAAAAUAUUUUAUCAACUAAUCAUGAAUUUAUUGAAGAUAAUGAUCAGAAUUCAACAGAUACUAUUCUAUCAAAUUCUAUUCAUAGUUUACAUAAUUCAAAUUCAUUAAGUACAAAUAUUCCGAUACAUUCAUCUAUAUUAGGAAUAAGAAAUGAAUUAAUUCAUAUACCAUCGGACAGUUUUUUUCAAACAAAUACUGAAUCAAGUCAUUUGGUUUCAUUAACUGACAAUAAUAGAUCAAUAAUCGAACAACCACAUGAACGUCUUUUGUCUUAUUUAAAUCGAUCUCGAACAUUCCAACAAUAUUCAAUCUUUCCUCCAGCUCGACAUUUAUCAAUAUCAGAACAAUCUGUUCCAAUAACAAAUAUUACAACAGAAUCUCAUUCUUCUAGUGAUAGCAAUUUAUUUCAACGUCAUAAAAUCCCAACUGUUAUUCCUGAAAAGAAAUUUUCUGAAAGAAAAAAACAAGAUGAAGAGAAAUUUUUAAUAUUUCAUUUAACUGAACAAUAUCAAAUAAAUUCAUUAACAAAUCUUUCUAUCUAUUAUAUUUCAUCUAUUGAAAUAAUCGAUAUGCUAGCUAUUGCUUUAUUAGGUAUGAAUCAAAUUCAUCAUUUAACUUUCGUUAAUUUUGCUGUAUAUUCAUCUCAACUUGAAACAAGUUUAAUUACUUUAUGUACUCGAUCACAACUUCAAUCAAUAUAUUUAACUAGUAUUUCAUUACAACAUGGUGCAAUUGGUUUUCUUCUAAAUUUAUAUGAAAAAAAUAAAAAUAUAAAACUUAAACGUAUACGAUUAGAUGCAAUUAAAACUUAUAAUAAUAUUCAUUUAUCAGAUAUUGAACAAACUGAAUUCAUUCAAAAUUCUGUAUUAGAACAAUUUAUUUGGCGAGAACGUCAUAUGCAAUAUAUUCAUAUGCGUUUAUUAUAUAAAUUAUUACCUAAUAUUAUAUCGAACCUUCAUCGUCUCGAACUUUCUUCUAUCCUUGAAUGUGUUAUAUUUGAUCAAUUUCUAUGGUGUCAAACAUUUCUUCAUCAUAUACCUGAUGUUCGACUACGAAAUUUUCGUAUUCGUUCAAAUGAUCUUUCACGAUUUUUUCUUGCAUUAAAUACACCGAAUAUUUUAACUGUAUUUCAUUUUGAACGAAUUGGUCUUACUUGGAAUAACAACCAACAAUCAUCGAUUAUUUAUAAUGCAUUUACUUCGUUGAUUUUAAAUGCGAAAUAUCUAAAAGAACUUAGUUUAGCUUAUAAUAAUCUUAAUGAUAAUUUUAUUCAAUGGCUUUGCCAGAUAUUAUUAUUAGAAAAUAAUAAAAAAAUAUCAUGGUGGUCAAUUACAAUACUUAAUUUAACUUUUAAUUUAUUAUCAAGUGAAUCAAUACGAAAACUUUGUAAUACAUUAAAGGAAUAUAGAGAUCAAUGGAGAAUAGGAUGUUCACCUAUUCGACGAAUAGACAUAUUAGGGAAUGCGCUAGAAAUGAGAGAAAUUUCUAAUUUAAAAAAACAAUUUAACGCACUUGGUUGCGAGCUUAUCUCGUAUAUCUUGACUUGA
This is a messenger RNA of Adineta steineri, 2415 nucleotides long. Lineage: Eukaryota; Metazoa; Rotifera; Eurotatoria; Adinetida; Adinetidae. The record is from the annotation of a GenBank genome assembly.